This is a messenger RNA of Tupaia belangeri chinensis (Chinese tree shrew), 1289 nucleotides long. RefSeq lists its product as uncharacterized. Lineage: Eukaryota; Metazoa; Chordata; Mammalia; Scandentia; Tupaiidae. The coding region runs from base 153 to 1169 and encodes 338 amino acids. The transcript has 2 exons. The record is from RefSeq and is a predicted model, not a curated record.
GACCGAAGGUGGGGUAUGGCCAGUGUCAUGCCAGGGGUGGGGAUGAGGGCGGGGGCAGGGCAGUAAUUCCAGGCCUGACAGGAGAGUGUGGCCCCCCCGCCCCCUCCAAGACUGGAGAACAGAAGGGCAGGAAGAGACGGAGUAAGCAGGUAAUGGUCUCCCCGGGGCAGCCCACCCUGAGCAGGUGUGAUGUCCCCUCGGCCCUCCGAGGGCGCCUGGUAGGAGUUCUGGGUGGGCACCAGGGAGAAAGGGGUUGGCAUUGCAGGGGAGGGGCUCAGCAAGCAGUGGGUGAGGGCCAGGGGCGCUUAAAGCAGAGCAGGGGGCUGGCGGGGCCAAGCAGGGAACCCGUGCAUGUGCAGGGGUGGGUGCGUGGCAUCCAGUGGGGUGGGCAGGGUGCAGGGCGGCCACAGAGGGCGAGGAUGCAGGAUCCUGGGCAAAGGAGGGGAGAAGGAGGGCAGCGUGGCCCCGGCUGUGGCUCUCCUCCCUCCUGCUUGCCCAGGGCCAGUCCACCGGGCAUGUUGGUGACAAUCUGGGGCUGCUUCGGCCAGCCACCAGCCUCCACUGGGCCCUCCCUUCCCUGCUGCCCAGGGACUGUGGCUCUGGAGGACCAGCCGUCUCGUCCAGGGCAAAAGACAGGGGUUCAUAGAGCAGGGCAAAAGACAGGGGUUCAUAGAGCAGCUGAGCAGGCUCAGCUCAGAGAGGUCAGGUGGGGGGCUGCUGACUGCCAUUUAUGGCACCCAAAGACAGGGCCAUCAAAGGGCCAGAGGCCCAGGGAUCUGAGUGAGCCCAGGCCUCCUGUGGGGCAGCUCCGAGUCCACUUGGGCGGACUCCCCAGCCCUGAGCCUGGGGAGGCGUGGCUUCCCUGCAGGCCCCACAGCAACCUGUUCAGCUUGUGCAGCAGCUGGCUGGAAGUCGGGUCACAGCCGAUGACCUGCCCCAUGUGGCCUGAGGCAAACGGCCCCCCCUUCUCCUCCCCAUGUCCUUGGCCCCCUGAACUCCUGGUCCCAGGCCCGCCUCUCCCAGCUGUGUCCAGCAGGACUCCUGGCGCCUGGGUCACCCUGCGGCAGUCAGCACUACACUGUCCUACCCUGUCCUUUAGGCCUAUGCUCAUCCUUGGGCCUGGCUGUGAUGAUGAGAUUCAGAUGCCGGAGGGGCUGGCCAGGAGGUGAGGGGCUCGUGAGGGAGCAGGGGAGCAGGGGAGCAGGCGGCCGAGCACUGGGGAGGGGAGUUGAGGGUGCAGGGCAGGGAGCGGCCCGCCUCGGGGAAGCAGGGCUAGGAGCCGGGGCGCC